Paramuricea clavata is the source of this 1044-nucleotide messenger RNA. The record is from the annotation of a GenBank genome assembly. Lineage: Eukaryota; Metazoa; Cnidaria; Anthozoa; Malacalcyonacea; Plexauridae.
AUGAAAUCGGUUAAACCUCUAUUUAUAGCUACAACGGAAACCAGGCUCAACAACGGCAUAAGUAAUACGGAAGUGGAUAUUAACGGAUAUAGUAUCGAACGACAUGACAGAAACUCCCGUGGCGGUGGCGUAGCUAUAUAUAUAAAAGACAGGUUAAAAUACGAGCGAAAACUGGAACUCGAGGAGCCACACUUUGAAACACUAUGCAUCGAAUUCAAAAUAAGCAAGAAUCUACCCUGCCUACUAAUAUGCGCAUAUCGAGCUCCUAAACAACCUGUCGAGCCUUUCUUUGAUUAUCUUGACGACGUUACGCGCGAAACUCUAAGAUCAGACAAACAGAUAAUUAUAAUCGGUGACUUGAAUUGUGACUGCCUUGACGAGUCUGCUGCACAAACUAUAGCUCUUAAGGAGUUCCUUAAUGUCUACAAACUAACACAACUCAUACGUGAACCGACAAGAUCUACCGCCUCUUCCGAAUCACUUAUCGAUCUGUUGAUAACAUCAUCUCCCCAACUUUUCAGGUCAACUGGUGUUUUACAGUCUGGAUUUAGUGAUCACUUUCCUAUCUUCGGAUCUUUGAUUUCAGUCCGUCAGAAAGAUAGUAAGCAUCGCGUAAUAUCCACUCGAAAAGUUGACUUAAAUGCAAAUCACGAAUGCUUCCAAAACGCUAUUAGCAGUAUAUCAUGGGAUACGAUGAACAUGUUUGACGACCCUAACGACAAGUUAUUAAUUUGGGAGAAACUUUUUACGCCAGUCAUGGAUAUUUACUUUCCCGUGAGACGUAAGCGAAUUAGGAAGAACUCGUAUCCGUGGAUAGACAGUAGUGUACUAGUUUUGAUGCGUAACAGAGACCAAGCUCGUAAAAAGGCUUUGAAAACUAAAUCGGUAGAUGACUUUAACAUCUACAAACGUCUUCGGAAUUGUGUCACAAGCAGGUUGCGUAAAGCCAAAUCUGACUUUUUCCAACGCAAAUUAGACGACUGCCACGGUGAUCCUAAAGCUUUUUGGAAACUAAUGAAGAAAGUACUUCCAUGGAAGAACUGA